UUUUCAUGCUUAAUCUUUUUUAUGAGUUAAAGAAAGGUGCAUUCAAUCUGGCUAGAGCUCUGUUUAAUAGAUUUAAGUAAAAAGACAUUCAAGACUCAAAAUUGAAGUAAAACUGAGCUGUGCUUUUGAUUCUUUUAUGGGUUGAUGGUAGAUUUUAAAAAUUUUCCCGUGUUUCUUUCAAGGAUUAAUGGUAGAUUAUGAUUUUGAUGAUUUUUCUAAUAGUUCUUGCUUGAGAUGUUUUUGUAUUUUGCUAUAUUGUUACAAGGUAAAAUCAUUUAUAGACAGUUUGUGUAAUAGUGAAGAUGAUGAGAUACAUCAUUGUAUUGAGAUUGAAAGAGGUGAUUUAACUGUACUUUUGAAGAAUCUGUGGAUAAUUUGGUAGCGUAAGAACAAAAAUGGAAGAGGAAAAAUACAAAGUGGGAAAUUUUUUUCUUUGAUCUGGAAGUUCGGUUGCAGCAUAUUAUUCGGUUGUUUUUUUCUUGUGCAGUAUUAGGAACAUUGUAGUCAAAAAGCCAUGACAUGUAACCUGUAGCUGCAAAAAAAUGUAUGGAGAAUUUUGUAGUAAAAAAGCCAUGAUAUGCAACCUGUAGCUGCAAAAAUGUCUCAGAGUCAGCAAGCUUUGGCUCUCAUAUCAAAUAUGAUGAAAAUUCCACCUCUAAAAGCUUUUUCAAUCUUUAACUCCAUGACUCUCCAAGGCCUCCAUCACACCCCACAGUCCAUUGUAAUAACUGUCCACCUUCUUCUCUCCUCAAAUAUGCAAUCUCAUGUUCAGUCUCUCAUUCUACAGAUAUUAUCUGGUCACAUUUUCUCUUCAGUAGUCACUCCUCACUCCUUUCUCCAUCUCUUAACAGAACAACACUUAAAUCACAACCCAACUGUUAAAUUUCAUCUCUAUGAAGCAAUUGUAAAUGCUCUUAUAAAAUCUGAGUCUGUAGAGCAAGCCCUGUUUUAUUUUAAUCAAAUGUUUGAUAAGGGUCUUGUACCCAAAUCAAACUUGUUUAAUAAUCUGUUGAGCUUUCUUAUCAAAUCUUCUUGUUUUGAGAAGAGUUGGUUGUUUUUUAGUGAGAAUAAAUGUAGGGUUAAAUUGGAUGCACAUAGUUUUAGGAUAAUGGCUAAGGGAUGUUGUGAGGCUGGCGAUUUGAAAAAGGGAUUUGAGGUUUUUAAUGAGUUGGAGGAUUCGGGUUGGCCUCCUAAUGUUGUUAUAUAUACUACUUUGAUUGAUGGGUGCUGUAAAAAUGGUGAGAUCGAUACAGCUAAAAAGUUGUUUGAUAAAAUGGGUGAGCUAGGUUUGAUUGCUAAUCAGUACACUUACACAGCUUUGAUGAGUGGGCUGUUUAAAAAAGGCCGUAAAAAGGAUGGGUUUGAACUAUAUGAGAAGAUGCAGUUUAAUGGGGUGUCACCGAACUUGUAUACUUACAAUUGUUUGAUUAAUGAGUAUUGCAAUGAUGGAAAAAUAAGUGAAGCUUUUAGACUGUUUCAUGAAAUGUGUGAAAGAGAUGUUGCUUGCAAUGUUGUUACAUAUAACACUCUUAUAGGUGGAUUAUGUAAAGUGAUGAGGAUCCGGGAGGCAGAGAGGUUAUUUUAUCAGAUGAGAAAUGCUAGUAUUAGUCCAAAUUUAAUCACAUAUAACACAAUAAUAGAUGGGUUUUGUAACGUUGGGCAGUUAGAAAAGGCUUUGACAUUCUUUGAUCAAUUAAAGUCAACUGGUCAUUCUCCAUCUAUAGUGACUUACAAUGUUCUCAUGAGAUGUUUUUCUAGAGCAGGAAAUUUACGUAGAGUUUUUGAUAUAAUUAGGGAGAUGGAGGAGAGGGGCCUAACUCCUUCUAAAGUUACUUACACAAUUUUAAUAGAUGGGUUUGCUCGAUCUGAUGAUAUGGAGAAAGCUUUUCAGAUACAUGCCUUCAUGGAGAAGGCUGGUUUGGUUCCUGAUGUAUACACCUAUGGUGUUUUGAUCCACGGAUUGUGUAUGAGGGGCAAUAUGAAAGCAGCAUCCAAACUAUUCAAAUCAAUGAGUGAGAUGCAGUUGGAGCCGAAUGAUGUUGUAUAUAAUAUGAUGAUUCAUGGGUACUGCAAAGAGGGUAACUCAUAUAGGGCCCUUAGGUUGCUUCAAGAAAUGGAUACGAAGGGACUUGUACCAAAUGUUGCUAGCUAUAGCUCCACCAUUGGUGUCCUUUGCAAGGAUGGGAAAUGGCAAGAGGCUGAGGUUUUUCUUAAUGAGAUGGUAGAGUCAGGUUUAAAACCAUCAGUUUCUAUAUAUAACAUAAUAUCGAGAGCCAAAAAAUGUUAGAUGACUGAAGAUUUCAAGCAUUUUUAUUUUCUCUCAGCAACAUGUAUGGAAACAGAGUUGGGAAGUGAUUCAAUGGGCAAAGUCAUACCAAAGCUUUUUCAGCCUCAAUGGUGAGCAACCUUGCCCCUCUAACCAGCUGCUGAAUAGAAGAUGGAGACUGUUGCAUAUUGCUGAAAGCCAAGGUAUAUAUCUAUGAUCAGAAUGUGAACAUUUGAAUUAAAGAUGAAGAAAUAUUCAAUCAGUGUUAAUGCGUGUAAUAUUAUUAUUUGAUUGGAUUAUUUGAAUAAAAGAUGAAGAAAUAUUCAAUCACAUAGUGAUAUAACAUCAUUAUAAGUGUUAGUCCUACUCAUUUAAUUAUUUAACUUCCUCAGCUUUGUUGCUCAUGUA
Molecule: messenger RNA, 2674 nt
Organism: Mangifera indica (mango)
Lineage: Eukaryota; Viridiplantae; Streptophyta; Magnoliopsida; Sapindales; Anacardiaceae
Product: pentatricopeptide repeat-containing protein At4g11690-like
Exons: 2
Coding region: 578-2287 (569 amino acids)
Molecular function (GO): protein binding
Source: RefSeq, a predicted model, not a curated record